CACGCCGACAUGAACGCGACCAUCACCGCCGCCCAUCCGCUUAUAAAAGGCGCCCCAGCGCUCCGUCCUGCUACACUGACUCUCACAGCUCCGGCAACUACAGAGAUCCACCAUGAAAUUUGUGGCUCUCGCACUGGCGGUCCUGCUGGCCGCAGGCGCCCAUGCACGAGUCCUGCAGGCUGAUGCCCCCUCCCAGCUGGACCAUGUGAAAUCAGUUGUAGAUGUGUACCUGAAUCAGGUGAAGGAUUCAGUGAACAAGGCCCUAGAUCAUCUGGAUGACACCGAGUACAAAGAUUACAAGCAAUACGUGACUGAGGGCCUCAACAAGGUUCAAGACAUAAUUACGAAAUCCACAGACACCGUGGUCCCCUACGGUCAGCAGCUGGCGGUCAUGACCGAAGACAUCCGUGCAAAGAUCUUGAACGACAUCGAUGGCCUGCGCACACAGCUGGAGCCCCAGCGUGAAGAACUGCGCAAGGUCAUCCAGAAGCAUCUAGAGGAAUACCGCGAGAAGCUGAUUCCCGUCGUGAAGGAGUACUCAGAGAAGCAUCGUCAGGAAAUGGAAGCGUUCCGGGCGAAGAUGGAGCCCGUAGUAGCCGAGUUGCGUGGGAAGGUCGCGACCAAUGUCGAGGAAACCAAGUCCAAGUUGAUGCCUAUUGUGGAAGCUGUCCGUACCAAGGUGAACGAGCGCUUGCAGGAGCUCAAGGAAAUGGUUGAGCCCCUUGCCCAGGAAUACAAGGAGCACCUGACUAAGACAUUCACCAACCUGAAGGACGGUAACCAAGACCUCCAGAACAAGCUAAAGCCCCUGGCUGAAGAAGUGAAGGAAAAGCUUGCAGCCAUGUAUAACGUCAUCAAGGGCCACCUCCAGCCCUAAAUGUGUGCCCACUCACCUGCCUCGCCAGUCAGUCUCCUACACUUUAAUGGACACCCACAAACACAUGCAUAAGACACGCUUUGCAAGCACCACAUCGGAAACACCUUUGUGUCACAAUUGUGGCAAAUAGAAACAAAAAAAAGACAAUGAUCUGAUUGACAUAGUCACACAUUAUAAAGCUUGCUCUGUAUUGGUGGCAGGUACUGAUCUGACCAGUGGUGUGAUUCCUGUGGGAUGUGAGGGCAGUGCGUGCCCAGCCACCGUGUUUGAUGUCUGUACAUCCAAACUGCUGCUUGAACCCCACCCUGCUGCAUGGGUUUUUCUUUUUUAACCUUUCAGCCUUGUAAUCUUCACCCCAGACCUCCAACCGAUAACGUUUAACCAAUAAAAUCUAUAUCAUUUAA
This is a messenger RNA of Brienomyrus brachyistius, 1281 nucleotides long. RefSeq names its product apolipoprotein A-I-1-like. Gene Ontology annotation, cellular component: extracellular region. Gene Ontology annotation, biological process: lipoprotein metabolic process; lipid transport. Gene Ontology annotation, molecular function: lipid binding. The record is from RefSeq and is a predicted model, not a curated record. The coding region runs from base 113 to 877 and encodes 254 amino acids. The transcript has 4 exons. Lineage: Eukaryota; Metazoa; Chordata; Actinopteri; Osteoglossiformes; Mormyridae.